Messenger RNA from Manis javanica (Malayan pangolin), 1695 nucleotides. RefSeq names its product cAMP responsive element binding protein 3 (gene CREB3). Lineage: Eukaryota; Metazoa; Chordata; Mammalia; Pholidota; Manidae. Gene Ontology annotation, biological process: regulation of transcription by RNA polymerase II. Gene Ontology annotation, cellular component: nucleus. Gene Ontology annotation, molecular function: DNA-binding transcription factor activity, RNA polymerase II-specific; RNA polymerase II cis-regulatory region sequence-specific DNA binding. The record is from RefSeq and is a predicted model, not a curated record.
GAGUUCCCUUUAGUUUCUAAUCCUUCCUUCUUUUAGUCUGGGGAGAAGGCGGAGACGAAUCCCCAGAAUGCACGCCCUCAGGGUGUGGAGGCCAAGGGCCGUACCCUUUAUUUGCAUAGCUCCCGGGACUUAGCGCGGCACUUAGAGCACUUCCGCAUUGGUGGGGGAACUCCAAGUCCCGGAAUGCCCCGGGGGUAUUGCGUUGCUUCCGCUCUGUUGGAAGGUGGGAUGCUCGAGUCGGCCAAGCGAGGCUGGUUUGAGAACCGCUGCUAUCCGCAAGAGGAAAGUGUCGCCGAACUGGGACUAGCGGACAGAUGUCCCGUAUGGAGCUGGCGUUGGAUCCGGGUGACCAGGAUCCGCUGGGCUUCCUGGUAGAGGAAAGCGGCAAUUUGGGGGCGGAGCACACGGCCUCGGACCUUACUUCGGACUGGGAACAGCCGCUUUCUGAAGCCCUGAGCGAUUGGGAUGUAGAGGAUUUCCUGAUUUCCCUGCUGAGUCCCCCAGCAUCGUUGAACGUUCUCAGCUCCUCUAACCCCUGUAUUGUCCACCAUGAUCACACCUACUCUCUCCCACACGAACAUGACUCCAUAGAUAUAGGUAGUGGAAGUUGUGGAGAAGAGAAGACCCAGGUGACUCCACUGCAUGUGGAGGAGCUGGCAGAGCAGCCCCAGGAGAUUGAUCGGCUUAUAUUGACAGAUGAGGAAAAGAGGCUGUUGGAGAAGGAGGGGCUUACUCUGCCUGAGACUCUUCCUCUCACCAAGAUGGAGGAACAAGUUCUGAAACAAGUGCGGAGGAAGAUUAGAAACAAAAAGUCUGCUCAGGAGAGCCGGAGGAAGAAAAGGGUGUAUGUGGGAGGUUUAGAGAGCAGGGUCUUAAAAUAUACAGCCCAGAAUCUGGAGCUACAGAACAAAGUCCAGGUCCUAGAGGAACAGAAUCUGUCUCUUCUAGAUCAGCUGAGGAGACUCCAGGCCAUGGUGAUUCAGAUAUCAAACAAAACCACCAGCAGCAGCACUUGUGUCUUGGUUCUACUGUUCUCCUUCUGCCUCCUUCUUGUACCUGCUCUGUACUCCUCUGAUAUAAGAGGGAGCCUGCCGACUGAGCACGGAGUGUUGUCCCGCCAGCUUCGUGCCCUUCCCGGUGAGGACCCUCACCAGAUGGAGCUGCCUGCUCUGCAGUCAGAGGUACUAAAGGACAGCUCAGACCAUGAGCUCCAGGCUCCUGGCAACUCUUGCUGCCUGUUCUGCCACAUGCUUCAGGCUCCUGGUGCAGAGCCUCCCCUGAAGUUGCCACUCCCUGACGUCUUCUCAAAGUUCCCCUGCCCAGGUCCCAUCCUCUUCCUGCAUGCAAAUAACACCAGGAAGGAGGGAUGGCUCCCUAACCACAGCCUCUCACCUGUUACUUUGCAGGGUGGCUACUCAGGCUAGAUGUGAGGAUGGGGAGGUGCCCUGACCUAGAGCCUGGGGCCCUCCAGUCUGUGUCCAAAUGAAUAGGAAAGGACUAGCCUCAGCUCCUGUGCCCUGUCAGGAAGCCUGCGGGCUCAAACACACCACACUUAACUGGCUUUCUGGGUCUUUUAUUUCUACCUGUGUAUGUUUCUUUGCCCAUGAAUCAACCUAGGGAAUUAACUGACCUCCUUGAGCAUUUCAUGCAUUGGGAAGGAAUGGGGUGAGCAAAGAAAUAAAUAAUUAAUUUUGA